UUAUUCUUCUACUCUCCUUCCCUUCCCUUCCCAUUCUCUCUCUCUCCCCUCAUUCUCUCUCUCUCUCUUCAUUCCAUUGUAUGUAUGUCUCCUUCAUCACCUCUCCAUUGAGCUCUGUUUGGCCGAUCAACAAAAUCUAUAGAAUGGUGACGGAGAAUAUUCGGAAGCUUUACAUGGCCAUCGGCCUACAAAAAUGGCUCUACGGGACUCAAGUCGGCGACUCCAUAUUAAAUCAAAGGCUAGGAGUUGAGCCCAGUGAUGAAAAGCCCAAUGGACUUGGUCUUGCAGAUGCAACCUACAUUUCUUGGCUGGAGGAACACCCUUCUGCACUAACUUCAUUUGUUCCGAUGAUGAGCGAGACGAAAGGGAAGCAAAUAGUCGUGUUCUUGGACUAUGACGGUACUCUUUCACCAAUCGUUAAUGAUCCUGAUCGCGCUUUCAUGUCUGAUCCGAUGCGGUCUGCUGUCCGUGAAGUGGCGAGGCACUUUCCGACUGCUAUAAUAAGUGGUAGGAGCAGAGACAAGGUGUAUGAAUUUGUUAAGUUAGAUGAAGUAUAUUAUGCUGGGAGUCAUGGGAUGGACAUCAUGGGACCUCCUUUGCAUGUUAAGUCUUAUGAUGGCAAGUAUCAGAUAAAUACCCUUGAUGACAAGGGCAAUGAAAUCACAAUUUUCCAACCUGCUAAGGAGUAUCUGCCCACAAUUAAGAUGAUGUUGAAAGAGCUGAGGAAAAGAACAUGUGGGAUACCAGGUACUUUGGUGGAGGACAACAGAUUCUGUAUAUCAGUGCAUUACAGACAUGUCCUGGACCAGGACUACGGAUUGCUUGAAGAGAUAAUACGGGACGUAGUCUCCGAGUACCCUAAUUUCUUCCAUCUAACGCGAGGGAAAAAAGUUAUUGAGAUUCGGCCAUCCAUCAAAUGGAACAAAGGCGAUGCUCUGGUGUAUCUGCUCGACACUCUAGGCUUUUCUGACUCCACCAAUGUUCUCCCUUUUUACCUAGGAGACGACAAAACUGAUGAAGAUGCCUUUAAGGUACUUAGGAGUCGGGGACACGGAUACCCUAUCAUCGUAUCAUCGGUUCCAAGAGAAACCUCGGCUUCAUAUUCUCUACGUGAUCCAUCUGAAGUACUAUCUUUUCUGAUACGUUUAGCCCGCUGGGGCUCAAUGCCCUAAAUACAUAUAUAUCAAGUAGUGUUUGGAAUUUUUGUACAUAAUAUAUAUAUAUAUAUAUAUAUAGUUUUAUGGUUAUAUAAUUAAGAUAUAUAUAUAUAUAGGUUAUAUAUAGGUAUAGAAGGUGAAAGGAAACAUGGAACAGGCUAGUUUUUGGUAGCCAACAUGUAUGUUCCCUGUUUCUUGUUUUAUAUAUAUUGUGGAUUCUGCAUGCAGUUCUCUUGAUCAACUUUUUAAGUAUUUGGAAUAUAAUUCAGUAUUU
Messenger RNA from Sesamum indicum (sesame), 1431 nucleotides. RefSeq names its product putative trehalose-phosphate phosphatase C. Gene Ontology annotation, biological process: trehalose biosynthetic process. The record is from RefSeq and is a predicted model, not a curated record. Lineage: Eukaryota; Viridiplantae; Streptophyta; Magnoliopsida; Lamiales; Pedaliaceae. Gene Ontology annotation, molecular function: trehalose-phosphatase activity.